GUCAACCCAAAAAUCAAAAUAUCUUGAAGAACUGGGGAGAUUAAUUUUUCACAUUAUAUACGAAUCUAUUGGAUUGAAUUACUUACCUACUACCUUUAUACCGUCAUAAAAAACAAACACAACACAACACAAACAAUUGUACGUGUUAUCAGUACAUUAGACAAAAUUAUCUUUUAAUAACAUGAGCUGACUUCAAGGGCCAUGAUCUUGUUUUAAUAAUGCCUGUUGAAAUAGUUUACAGUUAGAAUUCAUAAAAUACUAUCAAAAUGAAAACACUUGAUGAACAUGUUCUGGGAAAAUGUCACCUUUGAUCUACUACGGUAUAUAAAAACAAUGUGUAUUAUUUGGUCUCCGUGUUUCGCUAAUUACGGUUUAUUGUUUCACAAAAAGAGCUCUCAUUUGAUAUUUAGAAUGUGGUACGCAGCUUUAAUUCGGUUUAUCAGAAGAAGACUAGUGCUCGGUAUCAUAUUCGCAUCUUCACUGACUUACUGCAUUGUCAGUUUUCUAAAAGAGGGUAACCAUAGAGAUGUGACAUACCAAGACAUAUCAAUAGAAAGAAAACCGUUUGUGUGGAGAACACUUCAAGAACAUAAUGAUUCAAAUGACCAUGUGAUCUGCAGGAACUCAGUACAAGGAAAAAACUUUCUUGUUGAUGACAGAGGGUAUGUAUGUCAAAGAAAAGAUGUAACGAAAAAUGGUUGCUGCGACCCAGAAGCUGACUUCACAGAACGGUACAGCUGUGAAUCUUGUAGUAAAAGCAGUUGCUGCGUUGAAUAUGAACAUUGUGUAUCAUGUUGCUUAGAUCCAGGCAAGAGGCACAUGCUGGAGAUAGUCUUAUCAAAACUUUCAACAGAGAAGAGCAUUCUCUUCCGCUCAUUAACAGAUGACUAUGAACUAUGCCUUACAAAGUGUAGAACAAGCUCAUAUAGUGUAUUGCAUGAGAAUUCUUACAAAGAUCCAACACAUAAGCAUUGUUUCGGUGAUGAGCCACCUGGGUCACAUUCAGGUAACAAAAUGUAAUUUUUAAUAAAUCAAUGAUACUGUUAACUUGUGAUAAAGGUACCUACGCCGUAUUUUUUUAUUAACAAUGAACAAUGUUUGAAUACAUUAACAAAAAGGCCUAAAACUAAUGCAUGUUUCAUCGUUUGGUAUUGUGAAAUUACAACUUUAUAGCUCAAUGAAUACUCAAUUUGGAAGCAUAAAUUAAGGUAUUUUACUACAAUUUUUUUUUCAAAUUAAUGAAUACACAUAGCAUAUAUUUAAUGAACUUUUAUUUAUUUAUUAGGUACACCUUUAAUUUCUUGAAAUUCCAUGGUACGCACAAAAAUCUACACCCUUUCAAAAUUUCAAAUCUUAAUCGGUUGGUGCUCUCAAUCACUACAGAGCAUAAAACAAAGUCGCUUUCUCUGUCCCUAAAUCCCUAUGUAUGCUUAAAUGUUUAAAACUACGCAACGGAUUUUGAUGCGGUUU
Molecule: messenger RNA, 1470 nt
Organism: Bombyx mandarina (wild silkworm)
Lineage: Eukaryota; Metazoa; Arthropoda; Insecta; Lepidoptera; Bombycidae
Product: SREBP regulating gene protein
Biological process (GO): positive regulation of SREBP signaling pathway
Source: RefSeq, a predicted model, not a curated record